Molecule: messenger RNA, 2765 nt
Organism: Hippocampus comes (tiger tail seahorse)
Lineage: Eukaryota; Metazoa; Chordata; Actinopteri; Syngnathiformes; Syngnathidae
Exons: 13
Coding region: 385-2463 (692 amino acids)
Cellular component (GO): cytoskeleton
Source: RefSeq, a predicted model, not a curated record
GGCCUCCUCCCACCGCUGUUCAUCGAGCGCUCCUCGGAGCUCCCGGCGCUCACAGGUCCGUUCGAUUCGGCCCGUCUUUGGGUGGGGGGUCCACUCCGUUGCCGUGAGUGAAGGAAGGACCUUCGACUGACUAGGAGACAAGAGUUGUCAAUCACCAGCGGUCCGCUCCGACGUCCGGUCGUUACCGAGCUUUAGCAACUUAGCAGGCUAGUCGGAAGGAAGGAAGGAAGAGGUCCAAGCGGAGGUUCGGCUGUGUGGUCCGGACGCACCAGCCCAGGUGAUGGGCGGACCGGAGCCGCGUCCGAGCGGCUACUUCGCAUUUCGCACUUAGGGGAAGUCACCCGGUAUCACGCGGCCGCCUGGCGCCGCUUGAGGACGACGACGAUGGACUCCUGCAGCCCCAACAUGACGGCGAGCUCGUACAAAAUGAGUGAGGAUGACGUCAGGCGGCUGAUCGAGUUCAGAGCCUCCAACGAACUUCUCUUCAACGGAAAGAGAAACUCCGCCAAGAUAGCCUGGAGCACCAUCUUGAGGGGCUUGGACCUGCAGGGGAAACUGACAGCCGAGCAGAUCGCCAAAAAGUGGGACAAUCUGCGUACCAAAUACAAGGACCUGAAGCAACCCUACCAGUCGGCGUGCUGGGAUCAUGCGGGGGGCGCGGCCGAGUCGUGGCCGUGGUUCCGCCUGAUGGACGACGCCAUGCACGGUCGCCUGUACAACAGUCGCAUGGUGCUGAGCGCGCUCGACAACAGCCAGCGGCGGGACGACGACGACAUCCUGGAGUUCCUCAUCAAGACCGAGAUGGAUGACUCGGUCACCACAGAGAGCACCGACGAGGACGGCUCUGGCGCCGAGCCCGUCGAGCCUCCCGAGGGUCUCCCCAUGGGCUGGAGAAGGAUGAGCGAGAGCUCCUACAAAAUGUCAGAAGCGGAGACGGAGCGUCUCAUCAAGGUCCGCGCCUCCAACGAGGCCAUCUUUACCGGCAGGAGGAACUCGGCCAAGCCGGCGUGGAGGGCAGUGCUUCACGAGCUGGGCCUUCAGGGCAAGCUGAGCACCGAGCAGCUGGCUAAGAAGUGGGACAACCUGAAGAGGAGGUACAAGGAGCUGAAGUUUCCCCCGCCCGGCGUGGAGUCCAACCCGGGCUCGUGGCCGUGGUUCCACCACAUGAAUGACGCCAUGGAGGGCCGCCUGGCUGGCACCGCGCCCGCCCUCGAGCCCGUCGUCGUCGCCGAGGACGAAGACUGCGAAAUGUUGACGCCGGCGCCGAAGAAGCGAGCCCGCAGGAGUCGCGCCGGGAUGGCCGAGUUCUUCACCGAGUCAGAGAUUGACAUGCUUGUCUGCGGCCGGGACAAAAAUGCUUCUUUGGCUUUGGGAGAACUCCAGCGCAGCGUGUCCGACUUAAGCUACAAACUGACAGAAGACGACAUACGGAAACUGGUGGAGUUGCGAGCUGCCAACGAGGCGCUCUUCACAGGACGCAGGAACAGCGCCAAGCCCGCCUGGAGGGGCAUCGUGAAGGAGAUGGGCCUGACGGGAAAGAUCACGCCCGACCAGGUGGCCAAAAAGUGGGACAACCUCAAGACCAAGUUCAAGGAUCUGAAAUUCCCCCCUCGUGGGGCAGAGCCCCAGGGCGGGGCGGCAUCCUGGCCGUGGUUCCAGCUGAUGAGCGACGCCCUGGAGGGUCGCCUGGCGGGCAAAGGGGCCCAGGUGGCGCCGGUAUGGAGCGGAGAGGACGAUACCGUUUCGGGCUCGGCCACCGCACCGACGGCGGAGAUGGCCGCCUGCGAGGUGGACGAAACCCAAACGGUCGCUGACCUCUGCCUCUCGGACGCCAACGUCACCUACAUCGACGCCAGCGGCGAGGAAUGCGCCGCCCCUACCGAGCUCUCCUACAAAUUGAGCGACCAGGACACUCGGCGCUUGAUCACCCUGAGAGCUGCCAACGAGGUUCUGUUCACCGGCAGGAGAAACGCUGCCAAGGCUGCUUGGAAGUCCAUCAUCCAGCAGCUGGACCUCCAGGGAAAGGUGUCCACCUCCCAGGUGGCCAAAAAGUGGGACAAUCUCAAACGCAGGUUCAAGGACCUGAAGUACCCCCCCGCAGGCAUGGAGAACGUGACAGAGAGCGCCGCCUCCUGGCCAUGGUUCCAUCUGAUGAAUGACGCCAUGGAGGGUCGCCUGGUGUGCGGCGGCGCCCCCCUUCCGGGCCACGUCGACCGGGACGGCGAGCCUGCCCCCGGGUCGCCGGUGGGGGGCGGCGGGGACCACGCGGCGCUGGAGCGGGAGUGGGCGGCGGUGCGGGCGGAGCGGGAAUGGCUGGAGCGGGAACGGGCGGCGCUGGAGAGGCAACGCGCCUUGCUGGAGCAGGACAGGGCGGCGCUGGAAAGGGAGAGGGACCUUAUGGACCAGAGGGCCCUCAUGCUCGCCACACACUCGCACUCGAGACACAUCGGCAGCAUCAUGUAGAUGUCGAGCGGGGACGCUCUCGGACGACUUUGACUACAUUUGCGUGACCGGGGGAUCGCUCGCUACGUUCUUCUCGACAUGUCGUCGACUGUCUACAUUCACAAUGAUGCCAUCAUAAUCCACCGACAUGUUUUUGUGAAAUGGUGUCGCACAUGAACACUUUGAAGAUGAUUGACAGCAGGAAGAUGGACGGACGUUUUGUAUAUAUUUGACUUCUAAGUGAGGCAGGGCUUCACAUUGUGCCUCAUGGAUAUUGUUGACUUUUUCAGACAUUAAAAAAUAAAAAUGAUACCAAAAUCUUA